This is a messenger RNA of Fulvia fulva, 1197 nucleotides long. RefSeq names its product DNA-dependent metalloprotease WSS1 2. The transcript has a single exon. Gene Ontology annotation, molecular function: proteasome binding. The record is from RefSeq and is a predicted model, not a curated record. NCBI's taxonomy places the organism in Eukaryota, Fungi, Ascomycota, Dothideomycetes, Mycosphaerellales, Mycosphaerellaceae. The coding region runs from base 1 to 1197 and encodes 398 amino acids.
AUGCUACCACACUGUCCGAUUGCUCGCGCCUGCCUCAAGAUGUGUGAGGCAGUCGUGACACCCUGUACAUAUCCUCAGGACAAGGAGAAGGCGAUGACCGCCGAAGAUGAUUCCAAGACAAGGAGCAGCAGUCUGUCGCGCUGCGAAAACGCCUCCGAUCUCGAUGAAGAGGAAGUCGAGGAAGCUGUCGAAGUCGAGUCGCUCUACAAGGUUACGAUACUGCUACACAACAAACCGGUCGAGAUACCGAUAUACCAGGAAGACGCCACAAUCCAGGACCUGUCAGACAGCAUCGCAGAAGACCUCCAGAUUCCGCCGGCCAACCAGAAGUUUCUCAUAACACCCAAGGUCGGGUUACUAAAGCCACCAUUCAAGCAUCCCACGCUUUCUGUGCAGUCCAUUCGGGAGAGGAAGAUCGUGCUUAUGGGUGCCACCACAGCUGAGGUGCAGGAGCUUGAGAGCGAUAUUGCGGACCGGAAAGCGAGAAUGGGGAAGAGAAGGGCGGCACUACAGGCUGGGCGUAAGGUGAAGGCCAACAAGAGUCGAGAUUGGAUGAAGGUGCAAGACGAGGCGCGUUAUACCUUUCACACGAUACGCCCAUUGCCUUACCUGCCCAACCCGGAGAAGAGCCAAAGAUUCCUGGAGCGGCUGGCAGACGAUGCGGGCAUCAAGACCUCUAUGCGAAAGCACGGCUUCUCUGUUGGUCUACUCACCGAGAUGAAUCCUGCUGAGCACACUACCCACGAAUCGAGGACGCUCGGCCUGAACAGGAACAGGGGCGAAGUCAUCGAGCUGAGGUUACGCACGGAUGCGUAUGAUGGCUACAGAGAUUACAAGGUCAUUCGGAAGACACUCUGCCAUGAGCUGACCCACAACGUCUGGGGCGACCACGACCAACGUUUCUGGAAGCUUUGCAAGGAGAUCGAGGCAGAAGUCGAGAAGAGCGAUUGGAGAAGAGGCGGGCAUUCCGUUGGCAAUCAAGAAUUCUACAAUCCCAACGACGAAGGUGUAGACGAUGAAGAGGCGGAUGAUGGAGGGUGGGAAGGCGGCGAGUAUGUGCUGGGCGCUAGCACAGAUGGCAGCUCCCGUGCUACAUCAUCUUGCGAGCCGCUGAGUAGGCGUGAAAUCAUGGCGAAAGCUGCGGAGGAGAGGAUGAAGAAGCAAAAGGAGGCGAAAGAUGCUGCCCCUGAGCAUUGA